Messenger RNA from Falco peregrinus (peregrine falcon), 1629 nucleotides. RefSeq names its product keratin-associated protein 10-4-like. Bases 1 to 1629 code for a protein of 542 amino acids. The record is from RefSeq and is a predicted model, not a curated record. The transcript has 2 exons. NCBI's taxonomy places the organism in Eukaryota, Metazoa, Chordata, Aves, Falconiformes, Falconidae.
AUGUCGUGCUACCUACACCAGUGCCUCCCUCCAGUCUACCAGAACCCCGUCCCCAUCCAGUGCCCACCAACCUAUGCUGCCAGACAGCUGUCAGUGCCUACCUGGCACUCAGCGCUGUGCAGCCCACAGUAUGUGACCCCCUGCAUCCCCCGGCAGCGGAUCAUGUCCUCCAGCUUCUCCCAACAGCAGUGUGUGACCCAGUGCGUGCCACGGCAGCAAUACGCAACCCAGUGUGUGCCGCAGCAGCACUGCAUGCCGCAGCGCAUCCUCCAGCAGCCACGUGUCACCCGGUGUGUGACAACUUGCGUGCCACAGCAGCAGUGUGCGACUGAGGGGGUGUUGCAGCAGCCUUGUGUGACCAAGUGUGUGCCGCAGCAGCAGCGUGAGACCACCAGCGUGCCGCAGCAGCGUGUGACAGAGUGCAUCCCGCAGCAGCCGUGUGCGACCAGGUGCAUCACCACGUGUGUGCCACAGCAGCCGUACCUGACCAAGAGUGUCCCACAGCAGCAGUGUGCCACCAAGUGCAUCCCACAGCAGCGUGUGACCAUGUACUUCCCACAGCAGCAGUGCGCGACCAGGUGCAUCACCACAUGCGUCCCGCAGCAGCGUGCGACCAAGGGUGUCUCACACCGGUUUGUGACCUCUUGUGCCCCGCAGCAGUGUGCCACCAUGUAUGUCCCGCAGCAGUGUGCCACCAGGUGCGUGACCAAGUGUGUCCCACAGCAGUGUGCCACCCAGGGUGCUAGCAUUUGUAUCCCACAGCAGUGUUGUGUGACCAAGGGUGUCCCACAGCAGCAGUGUGCGACCAAAGGUGUCCCACAGCAGUGUCCCACCAAGUGUGUCCCACAGCAGUGUGUGACCAAGGGUGUCCCACAGCAGCAGUGUGCCACCAAGGGUGUCCCACAGCAGUGUAUGACCAAGGGUGUCCCACAGCAGCAGUGUGCCACCAAGUGUGUCCCACAGCAGUGUGUGACCAAGGGUGUCUCACAGCAGCAGUGUGCGACCAAAGGCGUCCCACAGCAGUGUGCCACCAAGUGUGUCCCACAGCAGCAGUGUGCCACCAAGUGUGUCCCACAGCAGUGUGUGACCGAGGGUGUCCCACAGCAGCAGUGUGCCACCAAGUGUGUCCCACAGCAAUGUGUGACCAAGGGUGUCCCACAGCAGCAGUGUGCCACCAAGUGUGUCCCACAGCAGUGUGCGACCAAAGGUGUCCCACAGCAGUGUGCCACCAAGUGUGUCCCACAGCAGUGUGUGACCGAGGGUGUCCCACAGCAGCAGUGUGCCACCAAGUGUGUCCCACAGCAAUGUGUGACCAAGGGUGUCCCACAGCAGCAGUGUGCCACCAAGUGUGUCCCACAGCAGUGUGUGACCAAAGGUGUCCCACAGCAGUGUGCCACCAAGUGUGUCCCACAGCAGUGUGUGACCAAGGGUGUCCCACAGCAGCAGUGUGCCACCAAGUGUGUCCCACAGCAGUGUGUGACCAAAGGUGUCCCACAGCAGUGUGUGACCAAAGGUGUCCCACAGCAGCAGUGUGCCACCAAGUGUGUCCCACAGCAAAGUCAGUCGGGUGGAGUAAAAAUUUCAAGUCACUCUAAGAAGUACUGCUCUGCGUCCAAAUGGCCCUGGUAA